Messenger RNA from Cooperia oncophora, 861 nucleotides. The record is from the annotation of a GenBank genome assembly. NCBI's taxonomy places the organism in Eukaryota, Metazoa, Nematoda, Chromadorea, Rhabditida, Trichostrongylidae.
AUGGAGGUGUCUGCACGAAUGGUGGUGUCCGAAGUGACUUCACUUGCCGUUGUCCGGAAGGUUACGUCGGUACCACGUGUUGUGAAUCGACGAUUGCCCAGCAUUUGCCAGCAUGAAGGAAUCUGUCGCAAUGGUGGACUCUGUACGACCGCCGACACGAAAUUGGGCCGAUGCGAAUGUACCGACGGUUUUGAGGGACGGUAUUGUGAACGAAGAAAAGCCGCCACCAAUGAAGCGUGCACCGCUGGUACCUGCAAGAAUGGUGGAUCAUGCCUGACCGGCUCGACGUGCAUUUGUCCGCAGUGUUUCUCUGGUAGCGACUGUUCGGUAAUUGAUGAAAAAUGUCUUUGGCAACGAGUCAAUUCCACGCAAGACAUCCCGGCCACCCACCACGACGGCGAAGAAAAAACUGCCCAUACGACAAUUCUCAUGCUAAUGGCUAUGGCUUCAAUACUGUUGUUGACUACGUGUGUGGUGGUGUUCUUCUUGAAAUACAAGAGAAUGCGACGAUUGCUGCGCGAUCCAAUCACGCAGAACGCCAUCAACGAACAUCGUCAAAUUCACGAACUUCCGAAGCGGCCAAUCGAUUGUCGAUCACCGUCCGACGAAGCGUACAAGGUCUUUGUGAUACCAUCGAAGAAAUGCAAAGAGCUGGAUGACACGGUCGUCGAUUAUCAGGAACGGUACGUUUCACAAAUUCGUGGACGCUACCGUACACUUCCCUGUGUCGCCGUCUCGCCAACGGUUGUCGCCUGCACUACUGCCGUUGAACCGGAUCAUCACUACGCGGAAAUCGAAUUUCGACCGACUACCGUAUCACUGGACGAUAAGAAGUUUGCGCAGAAAGCCUGCGUGGUAUAG